Messenger RNA from Lasiosphaeria miniovina, 619 nucleotides. RefSeq lists its product as uncharacterized. The transcript has a single exon. Bases 50 to 391 code for a protein of 113 amino acids. The record is from RefSeq and is a predicted model, not a curated record. Lineage: Eukaryota; Fungi; Ascomycota; Sordariomycetes; Sordariales; Lasiosphaeriaceae.
AAUAUGCCUCUGCGAUGACGGGUGCCUUGCAUGGACCGAACCGUCAAUCAUGGCCCAGGCGUCUCUCUGCGCGGCCCGACUAGUGCUAAGGCAGCCGUCGCCACACACUGGGGACCCUAGCGGCUGCAAGGAGAUCUGGAGUGUUGUGAAAAAUCUCUACUGGGCGAUCCAAGAUCCACCGCCGAACGUGUCCGCCAAGUAUUCCCAACGCCUGCUGGGUAAGGUCGCCACGAAGCUUGUCACGCUGCUGCCCAAGUCCUUGUUGGAGUUUUACGUGCUGCCUUUGCAUGUCCGAUUGGCAGGAGGGCCCUCUGGCCAUGGCAUCGGUGCCGCCCCGGGUGCCGCGAGUGGAUACAUGACACCCCCAGCAACCCCGCGACAGCAUGCCUGAGGACGCAAUCAAAUCGCGUCAGGUUGUCCCCAAGCUUAACGACGGCACGACUAACCUAUACCCAGGUAACCAUCUUGACCGAUGAGUCCACGGGUGUGACCUAGACCUGGCUUUCUGAGUAGCUUGAAAAAAUAGGCUGCCUGGCGGCAGCCAAAGGGACGGGGCUUCAAUGCCGAGUUACUCUUUACAUUCUACUUAUUAUCAUUAUACUGUACCAUUACAGGCCCA